Molecule: messenger RNA, 2469 nt
Organism: Ilex paraguariensis (yerba mate)
Lineage: Eukaryota; Viridiplantae; Streptophyta; Magnoliopsida; Aquifoliales; Aquifoliaceae
Source: the annotation of a GenBank genome assembly
CUCCAGCUGAGGAAGCAUUUGGAGUUCCCUGUGCCAUUGGACAUAUGGGAAAAUUACAAUGGUGAUUUGUGUAACUUGGCUUCAACCCCUCAUAUGAGCAUCACAUGCCAAAACAAUUCUGUCUCCGAGCUCAAAAUUAUGGGAGAUAAGCUUGGCAAGGUUAGUGAAUUUUAUGGAUCUGCAGUUCCCAACCAAACCUUAUCCAAGAGUUUCUCCAUUGAUUCAUUUGUCACUACCUUGACAAGGCUAACUAGCUUAAGGGUCCUUGGCUUGGUGUCUUUGGGGAUUUGGGGUCCCCUUCCUGAUAAAAUUCAUCGGCUAUAUUCGCUUGAAGUUUUGGAUAUGAGUUCAAAUUUUAUGUUCGGUUCUAUUCCUCCUCAGAUAUCUAGACUAGUGAAACUUCAUACUUUGAUAUUUGAUGGGAAUUUCUUCAAUGACACUGUCCCUGAUUGGUUGGAUUCACUGACAAACCUCACUGUUUUGAGCUUGAAGAACAACCGGUUGAAGGGUCAGUUUCCUUCCUCAAUAUGCAGAAUUAUGACACUCACUGGCAUUGCUUUGUCUCACAAUGAGCUUUCUGGUAACUUACCUGAUAUGAGUACCUUAUCUGGUUUACAUUUGCUGGAUUUAAGGGAGAACCAUUUGGAUUCUGAAUUACCUUCCUUGCCCAAAGGAUUGACUACUGGUCUUUUGAGCAAGAACUCGUUCUCAGGUAAGAUUCCAGAACAAUUUGGGGAAUUAUAUCAGCUUCAGCACCUUGAUCUAUCAAACAAUUUUCUCACUGGAACACCACCGGACGUGUUAUUCUCUUUGCCAAACAUCAGCUACUUAAAUUUGGCAUCCAAUAAGCUAAGUGGGUUACUUCCUAACCAUUUAAGUUGUGGGGAUGAACUUGGGUUUGUUGAUAUUUCUUCUAACAGGUUGGUAGGUAGACUUCCUUCUUGCUUGGAUACUACUUCAAAUAAUAGAAUUGUUAAGUUUGGUGGAAAUUGCUUGUCCAUUGACACCCAACAUCAGCAUCCAGAGUCAUACUGCAAAGAAGCCAAUAUGGAGAAGGGACGAUCAAGGGGAGAAGCAAUAGGGGUAUUAGUUGGUGUUAUUGGGGGUUCUGUAAUUAUUAUGGUACUCUUGGCACUUGGGCUUAUUAUUUUGUGCAGGAGAUAUCGCUCACGAGGGUGCAUGGAGCAGCAUACAUCACCAAAGAUUGUGCAAGAUAAUUCCACUUCGGGGAUUUCCUCUGAAUUCCUUGCAAAUGCCAGGAUCAUAUCUCAAGCAGCAAAAUUAGGGUCACAAGGUUCCAUAGCAGGUCGAGUGUUUCCCUUGGAAGAAUUAGAAGAAGCCACGAACAAUUUUAAUCAGUCAUCAUUUUUGGGUGAAGGCUCAAUUGGGAAGCUUUACAAGGGGAGAUUAGAGAAUGGGACUUAUGUUGCAGUUAGAUCUCUUACGUUGCUCAGAAAAUAUUCAAUUCGAAACCUUAAAAUGCGGUUGGAUCUGCUUUCAAAGCUUCGCCACCCACAUCUGGUUAGUCUUUUGGGACAUUGCAUUGAUGGUAGUGGGCAAGACGAAUCUACUGCCAGUAGGGUCUUCCUCGUGUAUGAAUAUGUGCCAAAUGGGAACUUCCGAGCUCAUCUCUCAGAAAGCUGUCCAGAGAAUGUUCUUAAGUGGUCAGAUAGACUGGCUGUUCUGAUCGGUGUUGCCAAGGCUGUACACUUUCUACAUACAGGGGUUAUUCCUGUUUGUUUCAGCAACCGACUGAAGACAAAUAAUAUAUUGCUUGACGAGCAUCGGAUUGCAAAGCUGAGUGACUAUGGGAUGUCCAUCAUUACAGAAGAAAUCGAAAAACCUGAGGCAAAGGGAGACAGCUCCAAAUCAUGGCAUAUUACAAAGUCAGAGGAUGAUGUUUAUAACUUUGGAUUCAUAUUGCUUGAAUCACUUGUGGGCCCUAUAGUGAGUGGCAAAGGAGAAGCAUUUUUGCUAAAUGAAAUGGCAUCCUUCGGGAGCCAGGAUGGUCGACGCCGAAUUGUGGAUCCAAUAGUGUUAACCACAUGCUCGCAAGAGUCCUUGUCAAUUGUAAUAUCCAUUACCAAGAAAUGCACAUCUCCUGAAUCAUCAAGUCGUCCUUCAUUUGAGGAUGUUCUUUGGAAUUUGCAAUAUGCAGCUCAAGUCCAGGCCACAGCGGACGCUGAUCAAAAAUCAGAUGCUACAUCACAGAAUUCACAGCCGUAAAUUGAUCACUUGGUAUGACAGAACCACACCCUAGCAGCAACAUUGUAGUACACUCCCCCUGCUGCCAUCUUGAUGAAGCAGCCAAUGGAGCUACCUACCUUUAUGGGGUCUCUGUAAAAGCACAUAAGAUUGCAUAUGUUUUGGCUUCUUGUCCUGAUUUUGUAUUCUUUGUAUGAAACUGUAAAUACUAUUUUUGACUUGGUUGUUUGAUGUUAAAGAAUAGUUGAUACUCUCUCUUCAGAU